Molecule: messenger RNA, 12786 nt
Organism: Siniperca chuatsi (mandarin fish)
Lineage: Eukaryota; Metazoa; Chordata; Actinopteri; Centrarchiformes; Sinipercidae
Product: transformation/transcription domain-associated protein
Exons: 73
Coding region: 233-11785 (3850 amino acids)
Biological process (GO): regulation of DNA-templated transcription; DNA repair
Cellular component (GO): nucleus; NuA4 histone acetyltransferase complex; SAGA complex
Molecular function (GO): transcription coregulator activity; protein binding
Source: RefSeq, a predicted model, not a curated record
UAUUAUACUGUAGUUAGACAUCCAUAGUGAAAAUAUAACACUCAAUACGCGGAGCGAUAUCACAUCUUUUCUGGUCUCAAACCCAGAGCAGCAGCAGCAGCGCGAGCGCGGCGGAUACAGAGCGACAGUUUCCUGUUCAAGGUGCUGGUGUACAUGAGACCACACUGAGAUCUGUGCAGACUGCUGUCUGCCCCCUUUCCCCACAGCAGCCCAGUCUGUCCCAGCUGCCACCAUGGCUUUUGUGCCCGCGCCCAGCCCCACUGUGGUCGACCAGACUACACUUAUGAAGAAGUACCUGCAGUUUGUGGCAGCACUCACAGACACUAACACACCUGAUGAAACUAAGCUGAAGAUGAUGCAGGAGGUCAGCGAGAACUUUGAGAAUGUGACAUCUUCGCCUCAGUACUCCACCUUCUUGGAACACAUCAUCCCCCGCUUCCUCACGUUUCUUCAGGAUGGAGAGGUGCAAUUCCUUCAAGAAAAACCUACACAGCAACUGCGGAAGCUGGUGCUGGAAAUCAUCCACCGCAUUCCAACAAAUGAACACCUUCGUCCACACACCAAGAACGUCCUGUCUGUGAUGUUUCGCUUCCUGGAGAUUGAAAGUGAGGAAAAUGUGCUAAUAUGCCUUCGCAUCAUUAUUGAGCUGCACAAACAGUUCCGGCCUCCAAUCUCUCAGGAGAUUCAUCACUUUCUGGACUUUGUGAAGCAGAUUUACAAAGAUCUUCCGAAAGUUGUUGCCAGGUACUUUGAGAACCCGCAGGUGAUAGCAGAGAACACGGUUCCCUCCCCAGAAAUGGUAGGGAUGAUCACAUCGGUGUUGGUUAAGACUGCACCUGAGAGGGAAGACAGCGAAACACGAACACACACCAUCAUCCCACGGGGGUCCUUGUCUCUCAAGGUGCUGGCAGAGCUACCUAUCAUCGUGGUGCUGAUGUAUCAGCUAUAUAAGCUGAACAUUCACAAUGUGGUGUCAGAGUUUGUGCCCCUCAUCAUGAACACCAUCAUGCUCCAGGUGUCUCCGCAGGCCAGGCAACACAAGCUUUAUAACAAGGAGUUGUAUGCAGACUUUAUCGCUGCGCAGAUCAAGACUCUGUCAUUUCUAGCCUACAUCAUCCGAAUCUACCAGGACCUGGUAGGGAAGUACUCUCAGCAGAUGGUAAAGGGCAUGCUGCAGCUGCUGUCCAACUGCCCCUCUGAGACUGCUCACCUCCGCAAGGAACUGCUCAUUGCAGCCAAGCACAUCCUCACAACUGACCUACGUAGCCAGUUUAUACCUUGUAUGGACAAACUUUUUGAUGAAUCCAUCCUGAUUGGAUCUGGUUACACCGCUCGGGAGACUCUUAGACCCUUGGCCUACAGCACACUAGCAGACCUGGUGCACCAUGUUCGUCAGAACUUGCCCCUGACUGAUUUAUCCCUAGCCGUGCAGCUCUUUGCCAAGAACAUUGAUGACGAGUCACUUCCCAGUAACAUCCAGACCAUGUCCUGCAAGCUGCUGCUCAACCUGGUAGACUGCAUCCGCUCAAAGUCAGAGCAGGAGAACGGCAAUGGGCGGGACAUCCUGAUGAGGAUGCUGGAGGUGUUUGUGCUGAAGUUUCACACCAUUGCACGCUACCAGCUUGUCUCCAUCUUCAAGAAGUGCAAGCCCCAGUCAGAGAUGGGUGUGGUCGACCCAGGGGUGUUACCCGGGGUACCAGCAACACCCACUCCAUCCACCACCCCUGCCAUUCCACCUCCCGCUCCUCCCACGCCCGUUACUCCGGCGCCUCCACCCCCAGCAACGCCCUUUGACCGACCUGGUGAAAAGGAAGACAAGCAGACGUUUCAGGUGUCUGACUGCCGCAGCUUAGUUAAGACACUGGUGUGCGGAGUGAAGACAAUUACUUGGGGCAUCACUUCUUGCAAGGCCCCAGGAGAGGCUCAAUUCAUUCCUAACAAGCAGCUUCAGCCAAAGGAGACACAAAUCUACAUAAAGCUGGUAAAAUACGCCAUGCAGGCCUUGGACAUCUACCAGGUACAGGUUGCCAAUAACCAGCAGACAUACAUCAGGGUGGCCAACUGCCAGACUGUACGCAUGAAGGAGGAGAAAGAGGUUCUGGAGCACUUUGCUGGGGUCUUCACCAUGAUGAACCCUCUCACAUUCAAGGAGAUUUUUCAGACAACUGUGCCAUACAUGGUGGAGAGGAUCUCCAAGAACUACGCACUGCAGAUUGUGGCAAAUUCUUUCCUGGCCAAUCUGUCAACGUCUGCUCUAUUUGCCACCAUCCUAGUGGAGUAUCUUCUUGAGAGACUGCCAGAGAUGGGCUCCAAUGUUGAGCUCUCAAACCUUUACCUCAAGCUCUUCAAACUAGUCUUUGGCUCAGUGUCACUAUUUGCUGCUGAGAAUGAGCAGAUGCUCAAGCCACACCUCCACAAGAUAGUGAACAGCUCCAUGGAGCUGGCUCAAUCAGCUAAGGAACCCUACAACUACUUCCUGCUUCUCCGGGCUCUCUUCCGCUCCAUUGGUGGAGGCAGCCAUGACCUGCUCUACCAGGAGUUCCUACCCCUUCUACCUAACCUGCUGCAAGGCCUGAACAUGCUGCAGAGUGGCCUUCACAAGCAGCACAUGAAGGAUCUAUUUGUGGAGUUGUGUUUGACAGUGCCAGUGCGUCUGAGCUCCUUGCUGCCCUACCUACCCAUGCUAAUGGAUCCCCUGGUGUCUGCCCUCAAUGGCUCUCAGACUCUGGUCAGCCAGGGCCUUCGCACCUUGGAGCUGUGUGUGGACAACCUACAGCCUGACUUCCUCUACGACCACAUUCAGCCUGUCAGGGCGGAGCUCAUGCAGGCCUUGUGGCGUACCCUCCGUAACCCAGCUGAGAGCAUCUCUCAUGUAGCCUACCGGGUGUUGGGAAAGUUUGGUGGCAGCAACAGGAAGAUGCUGAAGGAGUCUCAGAGGCUGCAUUAUGUGGUGACUGAGGUCCAGGGACCUAGCAUCAAGGCCGAAUUCACUGACUGCAAGGCGUCCAUACAGCUACCCAUGGAGAAGGCGAUCGAGACAGCUCUAGACUGUCUGAAGAGUGCCAACACAGAGCCCUACUACAGACGACAGGCCUGGGAGGUCAUUAAGUGUUUCCUGGUGGCCAUGACCAGUCUGGAUGACAACAAGCACGCUCUCUACCAGCUUCUGUCUCAUCCCAACUUUACUGAGAAGUGGAUCCCCAAUGUCAUCAUCUCUCACCGCUACAAAGCACAAGACACGCCUGCCCGCAGAACAUUUGAACAGGCCCUGACUGGGGCAUUCAUGUCUGCUGUGAUAAAGGACCUGAGGCCCAGCGCGCUGCCCUUUGUAGCCAGCCUGAUUCGCCAUUAUACCAUGGUCGCUGUGGCUCAGCAGUGUGGCCCGUUCCUGCUGCCGUGCUACCAGCUGGGCAGCCAGCCAAGCACAGCCAUGUUCCACAGUGAGGAGAACGGCUCAAAGGGCAUGGAUCCGCUGGUUCUGAUUGAUGCCAUAGCUAUCUGCAUGGCCUACGAGGAAAAGGAGCUGUGUAAGAUUGGCGAAGUGGCCCUGGCCGUCAUCUUCGACGUGGCCAGCAUCAUCCUUGGCUCCAAGGAGAGGGCAUGCCAGCUGCCCUUGUUCUCCUACAUUGUGGAGCGUCUAUGCGCCUGCUGCUAUGAGCAGGCCUGGUAUGCCAAGCUUGGUGGUGUGGUGUCCAUCAAGUUCCUAAUGGAGAGACUGCCUCUGAUCUGGGUGCUACAGAACCAGCUCACCUUUCUCAAGGCCCUACUCUUUGUCAUGAUGGACCUCACAGGAGAGGUAUCAAAUGGAGCAGUAGCCAUGGCUAAGACCACCCUGGAGCAGUUGCUUGUGCGCUGUGCCACUCCACUGAAAGAUGAAGAAAAGACUGAGGAGCUGCUGGCUGCCCAGGACAAGUCUUUCCACAUGGUCACGCAUGACCUGGUCCGAGAGGUCACCUCCCCCAACUCAACCGUCAGAAAGCAGGCCAUGCACUCCCUGCAGGUGCUUGCCCAGGUCACCGGCAAGAGUGUUACCGUCAUCAUGGAGCCACACAAAGAGGUGUUGCAAGAUAUGGUUCCGCCCAAGAAACACCUGCUUCGCCACCAGCCUGCCAACGCCCAGAUUGGCCUGAUGGAGGGCAACACCUUCUGCACCACCCUGCAGCCCCGCCUCUUCACAAUGGACCUCAAUGUCAUGGAGCACAAGGUCUUCUACACAGAGCUGUUGAACCUGUGCGAGGCAGAGGAUGCUUCUCUGAUGAAGUUGCCCUGUUACAAGAGCCUCCCGUCCCUGGUUCCCCUCCGCAUUGCUGCUCUCAAUGCCCUGGCAGCCUGUAAUUACUUGCCACAGUCCAGAGAGAAGAUUAUUGCUGCCCUGUUUAAAGCCCUCAACUCCACCAACAAUGAACUGCAGGAAGCGGGCGAGGCAUGUAUGCGGAAGUUCCUGGAAGGUGCAACCAUUGAGGUGGACCAGAUCCACACUCACAUGCGUCCUCUACUGAUGAUGCUGGGUGACUACCGCAGCCUGACGCUCAAUGUGGUGAACCGCCUAACCUCUGUCACACGUCUUUUCCCCAACUCCUUCAAUGACAAGUUCUGUGAUCAGAUGAUGCAACACUUGAGGAAGUGGAUGGAGGUGGUUGUAAUAACACACAAGGGAGGCCAGCGCAGUGAUGGCAGUCCUGCGUUGGAGGGUGUUGAGGAGAUGAAGAUCUGUUCUGCCAUCAUUAACCUUUUCCACCUGAUCCCAGCUGCACCUCAGACUCUGGUCAAACCUCUGCUGGAGGUGGUCAUGAAGACAGAGAGGGCCAUGCUCAUAGAGGCCGGCAGUCCAUUCAGGGAGCCUUUGAUCAAGUUCCUGACACGUCACCCAUCUCAGACAGUGGAGCUGUUCAUGAUGGAGGCUACGCUAAAUGACCCCCAGUGGAGCCGCAUGUUCAUGAGUUUUCUGAAACACAAAGAUGCCAAGCCGCUAAGAGACGUGCUGGCCUCUAAUCCCAACCGCUUCGUCCCCCUGCUGGUUCCCGCUGGCACUGCAGCAACUGUUCGACCUGGAUCUCCCUCCACCACCACAGCCAGAUUGGACCUACAGUUUCAGGCUAUCAAGAUCAUAAGCAUCAUAGUGAAGAAUGAUGAGGGUUGGUUGGCAGGGCAGCACUCCCUGGUCAGCCAGCUGAGGCGAGUCUGGGUCAGUGAGGCCUUCCAGGAGAGACAUCGCAAAGACAACAUGGCUGCCACUAACUGGAAGGAGCCCAAGCUGCUGGCCUUCUGCCUGCUUAGCUACUGCAAGCGUAACUACUCAGAGAUCGAGCUGCUGUUCCAGCUGCUGCGGGCCUUUACAGGUCGCUUCUUAUGCAACAUGACCUUCCUGAAGGAGUAUAUGGAGGAGGAGAUUCCCAGGAACUACUCCAUUGCCCAGAAACGGGCCCUGUUCUUCCGCUUUGUUGAGUUCAAUGACCCGCACUUCAACGAUGAGCUUAAAGCUAAGGUGCUGCAGCACAUCCUGAAUCCAGCCUUCCUGUACAGCUUUGAGAAGGGGGAAGGUGAGCAGCUGCUUGGACCGCCCAACCCUGAAGGAGACAAUCCUGAAAGCAUUACCAGUGUCUUCAUCACUAAGGUUCUGGACCCAGAGAAGCAGGCUGACCUGCUGGACUCAUUGCGAAUCUGCCUGCUGCAGUUCUCCACCCUGCUGGUGGAGCACGCACCCCACCACAUUCAUGACAACAACAAGUCACGCAACAGCAAACUGCGUCGCCUCAUGACCUUCGCCUGGCCAUGCCUACUGCCCAAAGCCUGUGUGGACCCUGCCUGUAAAUACAGUGGUCACUUACUUCUGGCCCACAUCAUUGCAAAGUUUGCCAUUCACAAGAAGAUUGUCCUGCAGGUCUUCCACAGCCUGCUGAAGGCCCACACCAUGGAAGCCCGGGCCAUCGUACGGCAGGCCAUGGCCAUCUUGACCCCAGCUGUGCCUGCCCGCAUGGAGGACGGCCACCAGAUGUUGACCCACUGGACUCGCAAAAUCAUUGUGGAGGAGGGACACACGGUACCGCAGCUGGUCCACAUACUGCAUCUCAUUGUGCAGCACUUCAGGGUGUACUACCCUGUGCGCCACCACCUGGUGCAGCACAUGAUCAGUGCAAUGCAGCGCCUGGGCUUCACCCCUAGUGUGACCAUAGAGCAAAGGAAACUGGCUGUGGACCUGGCUGAGGUGGUCAUCAAAUGGGAGUUACAGAGGAUCAAAGACCAGCAGCCGGAGUCCGAGGCUGAAGUAGGGGCUGCCGGUGAAGGGACUAGCGCGGGUGCUGUGAAAAGAGGACUGUCUCUGGAAGCUGCUGCUGCUGGACAAGACGUCAAGAGGUUCCGCACAGCAAGCGGAGCGGCCUCCACGGUGUUUGGCCGUAGCCAGUCCAUGCCAGGUACAGAGACCAUGCUCACCAAGCCUGUCGAGAAACAACAUACGGACACAGUGGUCAACUUCCUCAUCAGGAUUGCAUGCCAGGUGAACGACAGCACCAAUGUGGCUGGGUCUCCGGGGGAGCUGCUGUCACGUCGCUGUGUCAGCCUGAUGAAGUCUGCCCUCAGGCCUGACAUGUGGCCUCGCGCCGAGCUCAAGCUACAGUGGUUUGACAAGCUGCUUAUGACAGUGGAGCAGCCAGCACAGGCUAACAUCUCCAACAUCUGCACUGGACUGGAGAUUCUCUGUUUCCUUCUGACAGUUCUGCAGUCCCCAGCCAUCCUGGCCCAUUUUAAACCCCUCCAGCGGGGCAUCGCUGCAUGCAUGACCUGCGGCAACACCAAAGUCCUGCGGGCUGUCCACUCCCUCCUUUCUCGCCUCAUGAGCAUCUUCCCCACUGAGCCUAGCACAUCAACAGUGGCAUCUAAGUAUGAGGAAUUGGAGUGUCUGUAUGCUGCUGUGGGCAAGGUCAUCUAUGAGGGACUUACCAACUACGAAAAAGCCACAAGCAACACUAAUCCCACACAGCUCUUCGGAACACUGAUGAUCCUGAAGUCAGCCUGUAGUUACAAUGCCAGCUACAUCGACCGCCUCAUCUCGGUGUUCAUGCGCUCACUACAGAAGAUGGUGCGGGAACACCUGAGCCCCCAGCAGGCCAACCCAGGGGUCACCGAAACCAGCACGGUGACCAGUGAGCUGGUAAUGCUGAGUCUUGACCUGGUGAAGACUCGACUGUCUGUCAUGAGCAUGGAAAUGAGGAAGAACUUCAUCCAGGUCAUCCUCACUUCUCUGAUUGAGAAGUCACCUGACCCCAAAAUCCUCCGUGCUGUCGUCAAAAUUGUUGAAGAGUGGGUGAAAAACAAUUCUCCCAUGGCCGCUAAUCAGAUGCCCAACCUACGUGAGAAGUCCAUCUUGCUGGUGAAGAUGAUGACCUACAUAGAGAAGCGUUUUCCCGAUGAACUUGAGUUAAACGCCCAGUUCUUGGACCUCGUUAAUUACGUCUACAGGGAUGAGAGCCUCUCAGGAAGUGACAUCACAUCCAAGUUGGAGCCAGCCUUCCUCUCGGGGCUUCGCUGCACUCAGCCACUGAUCAGAGCCAAGUUCUUUGAGGUGUUUGACGCCUCCAUGAAGCGGCGUGUCUAUGAGAGGCUGCUCUACAUCUGCUGCUCUCAGAACUGGGAGGCCAUGGGCAGCCACUUCUGGAUCAAACAGUGCAUAGAGCUGCUACUGGCAGUGUGCGAACGAAACACCAUCAUCGGCACCAGCUGCCAGGGAUCCAUGCUGCCGUCUAUCACUAACGUCAUCAACCUGGCUGACAGCCAUGACCGCGCUGCCUUCGCCAUGGCAACGCAUGUCAAGCAGGAGCCCCGUGAGAGAGAGAACAGCGAGACCAAGGAGGAGGAUGUGGAGAUAGACAUAGAGUUAGCACCAGGUGACCAGACAGCCAUCCCCAAGAGUAAGGAGCAGGCUGAGAGAGAUGCAGGCAACCAACUGCACAUGCUUACAAACCGCCAUGACAAGUUUCUGGACUCACUACGGGAGGUGAAGACGGGGGCACUUCUGAAUGCUCUGGUCCAGCUUUGUCACAUCUCCACACCGCUGGCUGAAAGGACCUGGGUUCAGCUCUUCCCUCGCCUCUGGAAGAUCCUCUCCGACAGGCAGCAGCAUGCUUUGUCAGGAGAAAUGAGUCCUUUCCUGUGCAGUGGCAGCCACCAGGCCCAAAGGGACUGCCAGCCCAGUGCCCUAAACUGCUUUGUGGAGGCCAUGUCCCAGUGUGUGCCUCCUAUUCCAAUCCGCCCUUGUGUACUGAAGUACUUGGGCAAGACACACAACCUCUGGCUACGCUCCACUCUAAUGCUAGAGCAGCAGGCCUUUGAAAAGGGCCUCAGCCUGCACAGCAAACCCAAGCAGAGCACAGAGUUCUACGAGCAGGAGAGCAUCACACCACCCCAGCAGGAGAUUUUGGACUCCCUGGCAGAGCUCUACUCUCUGCUCCAAGAGGAGGACAUGUGGGCCGGCCUGUGGCAGAAGAGGUGCAAGUUUCCUGAGACUGCCACAGCCAUUGCCUACGAGCAGCAUGGUUUCUUUGAACAGGCUCAAGAAAGCUACGAGAAAGCAAUGGAGAAGGCUAGAAAAGAGCACGAGAGGAGCAACGUCUCCUCGGCCAUCUUCCCUGAGUACCAGCUCUGGGAGGACCACUGGAUACGCUGUUCUAAAGAACUGAACCAGUGGGAACCGUUGACAGAAUACGGCCAAUCUAAAGGCCACUCAAACCCCUAUCUCAUGCUUGAGUGUGCUUGGAGGGUUUCCAAUUGGGCUGCUAUGAAGGAAGCUCUGGUACAGGUGGAGCUGAGCUGUCCUAAGGAGAUGGCGUGGAAGGUGAACAUGCACCGUGGCUACCUGGCCAUCUGCCACCCAGAGGAGCAGCAGCUCAACUUCAUAGAGCGGCUGGUGGAGAUGGCCUCCAGCCUGGCCAUCCGCGAGUGGAGGAGGCUGCCUCACAUCGUUUCCCAUGUGCACACGCCGCUGCUGCAGGCAGCACAACAGAUCAUUGAGCUGCAAGAAGCUGCCCAAAUUAAUGCUGGGCUUCAGCCAGCUAACCUGGGCCGCAACACCAGCCUCCACGACAUGAAGACUGUGGUGAAAACUUGGAGGAACCGACUGCCCAUUGUUUCUGAUGACCUGUCCCACUGGAGCAGCAUCUUCAUGUGGCGCCAGCACCACUACCAAGCUAUAGUGACAGCGUAUGAGACGAACACGCAGCAUGAUCCAAACAACAACAACGCCAUGUUGGGAGUUCAUGCCUCGGCUUCUGCUAUUAUUCAGUAUGGCAAGAUAGGACGCAAACAGGGUUUGGUGAACGUAGCUCUGGACAUCCUGAGUCGUAUCCAUACCAUCCCCACAGUGCCCAUUGUUGACUGCUUUCAGAAGAUCAGACAGCAGGUCAAAUGUUAUUUGCAGCUGGCUGGCGUCAUGGGCAAGAAUGAGUGCAUGCAGGGUUUGGAGGUGAUAGAGUCGACCAACCUGAAGUACUUCACCAAGGAGAUGACUGCUGAGUUCUAUGCUUUAAAGGGCAUGUUCCUGGCUCAAAUCAACAAGUCAGAAGAGGCCAAUAAGGCCUUUUCAGCAGCAGUACAGAUGCAUGAUGUCCUGGUGAAGGCCUGGGCCAUGUGGGGCGACUACCUGGAAAACAUCUUCGUCAAGGACCGCCAGCUCCACUUGGGAGUCUCCGCCAUUACCUGCUACCUCCAUGCAUGCCGCCACCAAAACGAGAGCAAGUCCCGCAAAUACCUAGCAAAGGUGUUGUGGCUACUCAGCUUCGAUGACAAGAACACCCUGGCAGAUGCUGUGGACAAGUACUGCAUAGGAGUACCGCCCAUCCAGUGGUUGGCAUGGAUACCGCAGCUCCUGACCUGCCUGGUUGGUUCAGAAGGCAAACCUCUGCUCAACCUAAUCAGCCAGGUGGGACGAGUGUACCCCCAGGCUGUCUACUUCCCUAUCCGCACCCUUUACCUGACACUCAAGAUCGAACAGAGGGAGCGUUACAAAAGUGAUGCAUCUGGACAGCAGCAGCCCAGUUCAGUGGGGGCCCAGCCUCACUCAGGGGCCUCCGACCCGGGGCCUAUCCGGGCCACUGCCCCAAUGUGGCGCUGCAGUCGGAUCAUGCACAUGCAGCGGGAGCUACACCCUACCCUGCUCUCCUCCCUGGAGGGCAUCGUGGACCAGAUGGUGUGGUUCAGGGAGAACUGGCAUGAAGAGGUCUUGAGGCAGCUCCAACAGGGCCUGGCUAAAUGCUACUCAGUGGCCUUUGAGAAGAGUGGUGCAGUGUCUGACGCCAAGAUCACACCGCACACACUGAACUUUGUCAAGAAGCUGGUUAGCACCUUUGGUGUUGGCUUGGAGAACGUCUCCAAUGUUUCCACCAUGUUCUCCAGCGCUGCCUCUGAGUCACUAGCCCGUCGGGCCCAGGCAACAGCCCAGGAUCCUGUUUUCCAGAAGAUGAAGGGACAGUUCACAACAGACUUUGACUUCAGUGUGCCAGGCUCCAUGAAGCUUCACAAUUUGAUCUCCAAGCUGAAGAAGUGGAUCAAAAUCCUGGAGGCAAAGACCAAGCAGCUGCCCAAGUUCUUCCUCAUUGAGGAGAAGUGUCGCUUCCUCAGUAACUUCUCUGCACAGACAGCCGAGGUGGAGAUCCCCGGGGAAUUCCUCAUGCCCAAACCGACACACUAUUACAUCAAGAUAGCAAGGUUCAUGCCCAGAGUGGAAAUUGUUCAGAAACACAAUACAGCAGCACGUCGUCUCUAUAUCCGCGGCCACAAUGGCAAGAUUUACCCUUACCUGGUGAUGAACGACGCUUGCCUGACCGAGUCACGCCGAGAGGAGAGGGUCCUGCAGCUUCUCCGCCUCCUCAACCCCUGUCUGGAGAAGAGGAAGGAGACCACCAAGAGACACCUCUUCUUCACUGUGCCCCGAGUGGUGGCAGUGUCGCCUCAGAUGCGGCUGGUAGAGGACAACCCUUCAUCUCUGUCACUGGUGGAAAUCUACAAACAACGCUGCGCCAAGAAGGGGAUCGAACAUGACAACCCCAUUUCCAGAUAUUACGAUCGUCUGGCCACUGUGCAGGCCAGAGGCACACAGGCCAGCCACCAGGUGCUGCGGGACAUCCUGAAGGAGGUACAGGGGAACAUGGUGCCUCGCAGCAUGCUGAAGGAGUGGGCUCUCCACACCUUCCCCAACGCCACGGAUUACUGGACCUUCCGGAAGAUGUUCACCAUCCAGCUGGCCCUCAUAGGCCUGGCUGAGUUCAUGCUCCACCUCAACAGGCUCAACCCCGAGAUGCUGCAGAUAGCACAGGACACAGGAAAGCUGAACGUCUCCUACUUCCGCUUCGACAUCAACGACGCCACAGGCGACUUGGACGCUAAUCGUCCCGUUCCAUUCCGCCUGACGCCAAACAUCUCCGAGUUCCUGACCACCAUCGGUGUCUCCGGUCCGCUCACUGCCUCCAUGAUUGCUGUGGCACGAUGCUUCGCACAGCCAAACUUUAAGGUGGAUGGGAUUCUGAAGGCAGUCCUUCGCGAUGAGAUCAUUGCCUGGCACAAGAAGACCCAAGAGGACACGUCCAUGCCUCUGUCCCCAGCCGGCCAACCAGAGAACAUGGACUCCCAGCAGUUAGUCUCAUUGGUCCAGAAGGCUGUCACGGCCAUCAUGACCCGCCUCCAUAACCUGGCUCAGUUCGAGGGAGGAGAGAGUAAGGUCAACACCCUGGUGGCUGCAGCAAACAGCCUGGACAAUCUGUGUCGCAUGGACCCUGCCUGGCACCCCUGGCUCUGAGAAACCAGAGAAUAAAAGAUGAUGUGACACUAUGGAGGAGAAGGAUGAGACGAGAUGCAGGGCAAGAAAAAGUGUUUUUGUUUACCUUUAUUACAUAUCUGACAAAAACGGACAAGGGUUGUAAAAUGUAUGUUGCUCAUCACUGUAACAGAAGCCUGAUGGACUCUUUCUCUUGAUCAAAGUACACUGAAAUUGUUUAAGUGGAAUCAAGUUGAAACAAAGGCCCUGUGACAAAGACAGUCACAUUGGUAGUUUGAACAGGGCUUGCCUGUAUUCUUAAUAGUUAUAUCUGGACUGAUAGAAUCUUUUUAUGAAAACACAAUUUCUCCUUCAACUUAUAUUUAUUUUUAUAUCUAAAUGACAGGGACUCUAUGUGUGAUGCCAGUUGCCCUGUCUUCAAUAUGACAAGGAGACAGUACAAAUAUUUGUGUAGGUAUCAUAAUGAGCCACUCACUCAAGCUUAUGGGAGUUUGUUUUGUUUUUUUUAUUUAAAAGAUUGGGAAAUCUUCUGUUGGUUGCUUAAGCUGUGUCUGUGUUGUAUUUCACCUGCAUUAAGAGCUUACAAUUGUUCCACUUUUUUUUUUCUAUUUUUUAAAUUUAAACCGAAAAAUGUAUAGCUUUGUUUCUAUCCCUGCUGAAUGAGGAAUUUUAUGGUCCUAUGAAUAACACAUGAUGCUCUUUCUUAUUUUCUUUUUUCUUUUUACCCACUGCCUGAACUAUAUUAACAUGUCUGACUAUUCCAAAAGCCAUUUUACUUUACAAUUGUUUUGUCUUUCCAUCAAUCCAGUUGUAAUGUAAUAAAGUAAAACUACUGGGUGAAUUAACAGUUGAAUAAUAAGCUAUUACAGCUGUAAUGCAAAUAUGUCAUUCCCGAGCUGGCUGUGUAUGCAUAUUCCUCCCCUUUUUGUAAAGGCACAAAGCCUUUUCCAAUAGAAAUAUUAUCUCUUGCCUUGUAAAUAAGCAUUUUGUUUUAAUAAAAUGCUCUUUUUUUUUUAAAUACA